Messenger RNA from Gymnodraco acuticeps, 1420 nucleotides. Its product is annotated as gastrula zinc finger protein XlCGF17.1-like. The transcript has a single exon. Bases 17 to 1069 code for a protein of 350 amino acids. The record is from RefSeq and is a predicted model, not a curated record. NCBI's taxonomy places the organism in Eukaryota, Metazoa, Chordata, Actinopteri, Perciformes, Bathydraconidae. Gene Ontology annotation, molecular function: RNA polymerase II cis-regulatory region sequence-specific DNA binding; DNA-binding transcription factor activity. Gene Ontology annotation, biological process: regulation of transcription by RNA polymerase II.
CCCCUGAGCAGCAGGAAUGGAGCUCCAGUCUGGACCAGGAGGACCCAGAGCCCCCCCCCCACACAUUAAAGAGGAACAGGAGGAACUCUCGAGCAGUCAUGAGGGAGAGCAGCUUCAAGGGCUGGAGGAGGCUGAUAUCACCAAGUCCACAUUCACUCCUGUCCCUGUGAAGAGUGAAGAUGAUGAAGAGAAACCUCAGUCCUCUCAGCUUCAUCAAAGACAAACUGAACACCUGGAAACAGAAGCUGAUGGAGAGGACUGUGGAGGACCAGAACCAGCCAGGAUCUCAGAUCCAGAGAGACAUUUACAACCAGAGUCUGAGGACAACCCCGGAGACUCUUCUGAACCUGACACUGAAGACAUUGCUGAUUUGAAGGAGACCAGAGAACCAGGUUCAAACUCUCAGAAAAAUAAACAAAACCCUGUCAGUGAUUCAAGACGUAGUGCAGGAGAGAAUACAUUUGGCUGCUCUUUGUGUGAGAAAACAUUUACACACAGAGGAAAUUUAAAUCGGCACAUGAGAACCCACACAGGAGAGAAAACAUUUGGCUGCUCUUUGUGUGGGAAAGAAAUUCGCAGCAAGUCAAAUCUAAAAGUACACAUGAGAAUCCACACACAAGAGAAACCAUUUAUCUGCCCAGUAUGUAAGAAAUAUUUUGCACAGAGAGGAGAUUUAAAGAAACACAUGAGAAUCCACACAGGAGAGAAACCAUUCAGCUGCUCAAUUUGUAAGAAAUCUUUUGCAGAUAGAGGAGAUUUAAAGAAACACACAAGAGUCCACACAGCAGAGAAACCAUUCAGCUGCUCAAUUUGUAAGAAAUAUUUUGCACAGAGAGGAGAUUUAAAGAAACACAUGAGAAUCCACACAGGAGAGAAACCAUUUAUCUGCUCAAUUUGUAAGAAAUAUUUUGCACGGAGAGGAGAUUUAAAGGAACACAUGAGAAUCCACACAGGAGAGAAACCAUUCAGCUGCAGAGUUUGUAACAAAAGAUUCACCCAGAGAUCUCGGGUCAAAAUCCAUAAGUGUGUUGGUUGUCAGUACUCUCAGCUUCAUCAAAACUUAAACUGAGGAGAACAGAGAGGCAGAGCCUCCAGCCAGCAGCUCAGCUGAACACCUGGAAACAGACGCUGAUGGAGAGGACUGUGGAGGACCAGAACCAGCCAGGAACUCAGAUCCAGAGACACAUUUACAGCCAGACUGAGGACAACCCUGGAGACUCUUCAGAACCUGACACUGAAGACAGGGCUGAUUGGAUGGAGAACAGAGAACCAGGCUCAAAUUCUCAGACAAAUAAACAAGACCCUGUCAGUAGGCUUGUUUGAGACAAGCGAGACCUGCGCAGACCUGCGCAAUUUCGAUCAACGUCUUGCUAGUGCGUUGCAUGAUGGUUAGUCAUUUUGUCCGACUUGCUCUGGAGGC